Messenger RNA from Paramormyrops kingsleyae, 3281 nucleotides. RefSeq names its product heat shock protein 12B (gene hspa12b). The record is from RefSeq and is a predicted model, not a curated record. Lineage: Eukaryota; Metazoa; Chordata; Actinopteri; Osteoglossiformes; Mormyridae.
CCCCAGUCGAUGUGUGUGUGUGUUCUCUCUAUCACUCCUUUCCUCCCUGACAUUCCAGCCCUUCAGUUCAAGCAGCUGCCCGACUUCGGACACAGAAGGAAGCAAAUUGGUCUGGAAAGCUGUCGGCGUUCUUAAGAGAGUGUCUGUAAACUACCCACAGCCCUAUUUUUUACACUCUCGCUGCUCUUUUCUGCGCUGUGCCCUGGAAUUCUUGCAGGACGGCUCAGCACUGAGCUUCAAAUACUGGUGAAGCAUCCUCUGACUGACUCUGUCACUGAAGCCGAGGAAAUUUCAGACCCUGUUACGGAGACAGAAGACGCAUUGCCCUCACCAGCAAGGGGCUGCGAAGGCCCUGGCAUCUAACCACGGCAGCCCUCCUGCAGCCCAGCAUGAGUAAACUUCAGAGUCCAGUGCCCCCUUCGCCUUCCUGCUCACCUUCCCGAAAUGACUGCGGCAUCGCUCCUCUCACCCCGUCUCCUUCCCCGGGUCCAGCGCUCCGGCCUCGGGCUGCCCGUCCUUUCUCUGUGGUGGUAGCCAUUGACUUCGGUACCACAUCCAGUGGCUACGCCUUCAGCUUCACGCAGGACCCCGAGGCAAUCCACAUGAUGAGACGCUGGGAAGGCGGGGAUCCGGGAGUGGCCAAUCAGAAGAGCCCCACUUGUCUGCUGCUGACUCCAGAUCUCAGGUUCCACAGUUUUGGUUUUGCCGCACGGGACAGCUAUCAUGACCUGGACCCAGAGGAGGCCCAGAACUGGCUCUACUUCGACAAAUUCAAAAUGAAGAUCCAUAGUACCAGUGAUCUGACUAUGGAGACAGAGCUGGAGGCAGUGAGUGGUCAGAAGGUCAGAGCCAUAGAGGUGUUCGCCCAUGCGCUGAGGUUCUUCCGUCAGCAUGCUUUGAAGGAGAUUAAGGACCAGUCGUCCUCGGUGCUGGAGGGGACGGCGGUGCGCUGGGUCAUCACGGUGCCGGCCGUGUGGAGACAACCGGCCAAGCAGUUCAUGAGGGAGGCUGCCUAUCUGGCGGGGCUGGUCUCCCCUGAGAACCCAGAGCAGCUCCUUAUUGCCCUUGAACCAGAAGCCGCCUCUAUUUAUUGCCGGAAGCUACGCCUGCAUCAGGUGAUUGACCUCAGCUCACGGCUAAUCGCUAACGGCAUAGAGGGCGAUGCUUCCCAUUCCUUUGACUCCAGCUUCAGGCAGGCCCGAGAGCAGCUACGCAAGGCCAGGCAUAGCCGGACCUUCCUGGUGGAAAGCGGCACAGGGGAGCUGUGGUCAGAAAUGCAGGCAGGCGACAGGUACAUCGUGGCAGACUGCGGCGGGGGGACAGUGGACCUGACUGUGCAUCAGAUAGAACAGCCUCAGGGGACCCUGAAGGAGCUCUACAAGGCCUCAGGUGGUCCAUAUGGAGCCGUCGGUGUAGACAUGGCCUUCGAGGCCAUGCUGUGCCAGAUCUUCGGAGCCGACUUCAUCGAGAGCUUCAAGGCCAAGAGGCCGGCCGCCUGGGUGGACCUCACCAUCGCCUUCGAGGCCCGCAAGAGGACUGCAUCCCCCGGCCGGGCCACCGCCCUCAACAUCACUUUGCCCUUCUCCUUCAUCGACUUCUACAAGAGACACCGAGGCCACAGUGUGGAGACCGCCCUUCGCAAGAGCAACAUGAACAUCGUGAAGUGGUCCUCCCAGGGCAUGCUGAGGCUCACUCCUGAGGCCAUGAAGGAGCUGUUCCAGCCCACCAUUAACAACAUCGUCAGGCAUAUAGAGGACAUGAUGAAGAAACCGGAAGUGCAAGGUGUGCGUUUCCUGUUCCUGGUGGGUGGCUUUGCGGAGUCACCCAUGCUGCAGCAGGCGGUGCAGGCGGUUCUGGGCCGCAGCUGUCGCAUCAUCAUCCCGCAGGAUGUAGGCCUGACGAUCCUGAAAGGUGCUGUGCUGUUCGGCCUGGACCCCACGGUGGUGCGCGUGCGCCGCUGCCCAGUUACCUACGGCGUGGGCGUGCUGAACCGCUUCGUGCCGGGCCGGCACCCACGGGACAAGCUUCUGGUGAAGGACGGCCGAGAGUGGUGCACGGACGUGCUGGACCGCUUUGUGUCCGUGGACCAGUCGGUGGCGCUGGGCGAGGUGGUCCGGCGCAGCUACACGCCGGCUCGCUCGGGCCAGCGCAAGAUCAUCAUCAACAUCUACUGCAGCACCACGGACGACGUGGUCUACAUCACCGACCCGAGCGUGCGCAAAUGCGGGGCCAUCACUCUGGAUCUGCCCGAGGCCAGCGGACCCGAGCGCCGGGAGAUCAGGGCCACCAUGCAGUUCGGCGACACUGAGAUCAAGGUGACCGCCAUAGACGUGGCCACCAACUGCUCUGUCCGUGCCAAUAUAGACUUCUUGUCCAACUGAUUGCCUGGCAAGCAAACGGGACAAGAUGAAGACUCAGACUCCUACUCAGCUACGAUUAUGGGGGCAUCCCCCUUUUCUAUCUCUAGCUCCAUCUCCUGGACAGCCUCUGCUCCUUCAGCUUCUACAUCCACUCAGCGACAAUAUGGAAAGCCCAAGUGAGCUUUCUGAAGUCCUUUGAUAUUCCCUGGAAUAUCUGCAGAGAAGUCACUCUUUCAUAUGAUAAAUGACUUUGGUCACUCCCAGUCGCUGGAUGCCUCAUUUUUUUCAUUACCAAAUGAAAGACAGCAUACUCAGUACUACCUUUAUCUGACUUUAACCAUUUCUUACUAAGUGGACUGAGGUGAGGUCUUUGAAUCCCUUGAGUAAUUACAGCAGCACCACCUACUGGCAGGAAGACUUUACAACCAAGCCAUUUCUACAGGACUCUGUCACACUGUUUAUGUCUAUCACUGUACAGUCCAGACAGCCCAUAAAACAUACACAUAUAUUUUGUAUUACCAUGCAUGUGGAACACAUAAUCUGAAAUAUUUAUGAACAGCAGAGUACACUGCAACAUUAUUUAUGGUUUUAAUUAUGUAUUUUUUUAAGUACUAAAUCUGUAACUCCAGCCACAAGAGUGAACUGAAACACAGCUUUGUCACGUGUCACUUCUCGUUUACAUGGAUGCAUCUAUGACUGGAAUGUGGAGUUCCCUAAGCAACCCCAAAGCCUGUCUGCAUUUAUGUUCCCCUGCCAUAUAGUCUUCAUUCAUUCCUCCAAGACCACAUCAUUCCAGAACCUACCUAAUCUGAUUACAUACUCAUUAAAUUGUAGACUAUAUUGUACAAGCAUGUAACCCUAAUCCUACUUCUUGUAUGCAUGUUUCCUGCUUUCAAAGCCAUAUAAAAGCUGCAACCCUGA